UGGUGCAUAAAGCCGCCGCCGCUGCUGCCACCACCGCCGUUGGUUUCUAGCAGCAGCUCUGGCCUCCUCUCGGCUGCGGGAGCAGCUGCUCCAAUGCCCCAGAGCGGCCAUGAGCUCCCCGCACUGGUGGGACCAGCUGCGGGCUGGGAGCUCGGAGGUGGACUGGUGCGAGGACAACUACACCAUCGUGCCUGCCAUCGCCGAGUUCUACAACACGAUCAGCAACGUCUUGUUUUUCAUUUUACCGCCCAUCUGCAUGUGCUUGUUUCGUCAAUAUGCAACAUGCUUCAACAGUGGCAUCUACUUAAUAUGGACUCUGUUAGUUGUAGUGGGAAUUGGAUCCGUCUACUUCCAUGCAACCCUUAGUUUCCUGGGUCAGAUGCUUGAUGAACUUGCAAUCCUUUGGGUUCUGAUGUGUGCUCUGGCCAUGUGGUUCCCCAGAAGGUAUCUACCAAAGAUCUUUCGGAACGACAGGGGCAGGUUCAAGGCGGUGGUCUGCGUCCUGUCUGCAGUUACAACGUGCCUGGCGUUUGUCAAGCCUGCCAUCAACAACAUCUCUCUGAUGACCCUGGGGGUUCCUUGCACGGCGCUGCUCAUUGCUGAGCUAAGGAGGUGUGACAACGUGCGUGUUUUUAAGCUGGGCCUCUUCUCCGGCCUCUGGUGGACCCUCGCCCUCUUCUGCUGGAUCAGUGACCGGGCCUUCUGUGAGCUGCUGUCAUCCUUCCACUUUCCCUACCUGCACUGCGUGUGGCACAUCCUCAUCUGCCUGGCCGCCUACCUGGGCUGCGUGUGCUUCGCCUACUUUGAUGCUGCCUCCGAGAUACCUGAGCAAGGCCCCGUCAUCAAGUUUUGGCCCAGCGAGAGAUGGGCCUUCAUCGGCGUCCCCUAUGUGUCCCUUCUGUGCGCCAGCAAGAAAUCACCGGUCAAGAUCACGUGAUGGCAAGGCAGUGGCUGGCCUCUCUGCUUAUUUUCCCUCGCGCACCUAAACUUCAUCUGCCAGCAGAGACAGCCAGGGGGGUUCGCAGAGUCGGAGGUGGGGUCUGUCUUUUAAAAAGUUCAGUGCCCUUGGGUUCUAACUAGUGUGUCUGUGGACCGCCAGGACUCCACGGUGCCUGGGGAGCAGCGGGUGUCUUCCCCUUUCCCAAAGGUGGGAAGUAGAGGGCCAAGGGGCACUAGGUGUGUCUCCUCAGUGUCACCUCCAGCUACAGUGCUCGUUGGGCUGCGUCCUUUAUGGUGAUGGCAGAGCCGUCCCGUGGGGGACUCAGCGCUGCACACGUCUCGCUUCCUGGAGAGAGUUUGCUCCAGAUCCCACCGUUCCCAUGUGCUCUCGGAGCGGACCCUCCCUUGACAGACAAAUCCUGCGCCAGACAAGACCCUCUGACUGUAUGAUGGAAGAGGCCAGAGGUUUUCAUUUGGGGAAACUGUCCUGAAACGAAAGCAAACAAAUGGAACACACACAGGGCUUGUGGCUAAGGAGGCUGGUUUCCCCCCUUGCAGCUCUCCAUAACCCAGGGUUUACAUACAUGUGUGCAUCCUUUUCCUGCUACCUCUUCUGAGAGAUGGGGACUUGACUUUAGAUCAGGGUGACGCUAACAAGGAAAACCCUCUAUGCCAAAAACGACACUCCACUUUAAGCCAUUCUUGAAGAUAAGCACAAUUUUUAAAUGCUGACACGGUCUCCGCCCCCCAGCCCAGUACCCUCAAACACACAAAGAGAAGACUAGCUACGGUGUGAGUGGUGUGAGCUUUCCAUACAGAGACCCACCCCUUUACUGCUUGACCUCUGUGACAUUGCCAACGGCUUGUGACAAUCCUGGUAGGGGUCCUGGUUCAAACUUUGGAGCAAACAUGAAGUUUUAGAAGUUGUUCUCAUUGGAAGCCUCCUGUAUGCUGUCCUAUUCUGGAAAUUAUCCUCAAGAAUCUUGCCGCUUCUUUCUUUGAUAUUUACUGUGGGAAUUACACUCCAUAUCCUCACAGUAUGAGGUGCUUCCUGUGGUUUCUCCGCACUGGCGUUUGACCACGUGCUUUUCUUAAGUGCUGGCCUUAACUACACACUGGCUGCUUUGGGUGCAGCAGGGCAAAUCUCUUGCCUUCUGAGUUCUCACCUAAAGUGACACUGGCUGCAACUCCUGUCCUCUUCACCGGGCUGAAUGGGAGACUCCGCAUAUGUCUUCAAGGUGCGAGGUGGGGAUUCAUGACCUCAGGGAUACUCAUUUUAACUCAGGCAUCUCUUGCUUUGCAACAUUCCAUCACGGGAGAGUGCAGAACAGAUGUGUCCUUCUUGUGUGGAUGGGAAUCACGUCACUGUCCUAAGUAUUUAAGAGUUGGGCAGUAGCAGGUUUUGGCUUGUCUGGGAACUCUUACUCUGGUUAAAAUUUGCACAGAAUUGCAGGUGAAAAGUCCAAGAAGCAACUGAAUUUAGACUUUAGAA
This is a messenger RNA of Eubalaena glacialis (North Atlantic right whale), 2431 nucleotides long. It is a transcript of the gene ACER2, whose product is annotated as alkaline ceramidase 2. Gene Ontology annotation, molecular function: hydrolase activity, acting on carbon-nitrogen (but not peptide) bonds, in linear amides. Lineage: Eukaryota; Metazoa; Chordata; Mammalia; Artiodactyla; Balaenidae. Gene Ontology annotation, biological process: ceramide metabolic process. The transcript is spliced from 6 exons. Gene Ontology annotation, cellular component: membrane. The coding region runs from base 110 to 937 and encodes 275 amino acids. The record is from RefSeq and is a predicted model, not a curated record.